This is a messenger RNA of Panicum virgatum (switchgrass), 1152 nucleotides long. Its product is annotated as photosystem II reaction center PSB28 protein, chloroplastic-like. Gene Ontology annotation, cellular component: chloroplast thylakoid membrane; photosystem II; photosystem II oxygen evolving complex. The transcript has 2 exons. The record is from RefSeq and is a predicted model, not a curated record. NCBI's taxonomy places the organism in Eukaryota, Viridiplantae, Streptophyta, Magnoliopsida, Poales, Poaceae. Bases 206 to 748 code for a protein of 180 amino acids. Gene Ontology annotation, biological process: photosynthesis.
UUAGAAGGGAGGACCAGAAUCCAGAGGGGAUGAUGGAUGGCUGUCCUUUGGACACACCACCACCCAAUCACCCCUUUCACUUUCUCCACCCUCUGCACCACUCAAACCCCCAGCUCUCCCUUCUUUUCCCCUCUCCUCUCCUUUCCUCUGGACACCAGCUUCCCCGGCCAGCUGGCUCAAGAGCCACACCAGGCUGCACUGCAGGAUGGCCACAGUGAUGAAGGCUCUCGCCGUUGGCUCGCCGGUCUCGGCACGGGCACAACCCCAUAAGUGCGUUGCAGGUGCCACUAGCCAGCAGCAGAGCCUGCAGUCGUCCUUCAACGGCGUGUCCCUGCAGUGCCGGCGGUCGUCGCGGCCGUGGCCGUGCGGCACACCCCGGUCGUCGCUGGUGCAGGUGGUGAUGAUGGCGAAGCCGUCGAUCCAGUUCAUCCAGGGCACGGACGAGCAGACGAUCCCUGACGUGCGGCUGACCAAGUCCCGGGACGGCACCAACGGCGUGGCCAUCUUCACCUUCGAGCAGCCGUCGGUGUUCGACUCGUCGGCGGAGCUGGGUGACAUCACGGGGUUCUACAUGAUCGACGAGGAGGGCGUGCUGCAGUCGGUGGACGUCAGCGCCAAGUUCGUCAACGGGAAGCCGGCGCGGAUCGAGGCCAAGUACGUCAUGCGCACGCCCAGGGACUGGGACCGCUUCAUGCGCUUCAUGGAGCGCUACUCCCAGGCUAACGGCCUCCAGUUCGUCAAGAACUGAGCUCCCUAUCUCUCUCAUGGCUGGACUUGGAGGUGGAGGUCGACGUCAUGGCAAUGCUCCCCGUUGCAUCAACUUGGCUUCACUGCUCCUUUUUUUCUUCUUAUCUUUUUCUCACACUGCCUUGAGUUCCUAUGAGCCUGGUUUGUUGGAUGUCAAGUUUUGCCAAGCUAAAAUCAUGGCAAGCUAAAUAAUAGGCAUGUCAAAUUGUAGGCAUCGUCAAAUUGUGGGUAAGAAAUUUAUUAUGACUACAUUGCUCAGUGUAGCUUGAGUGGUGCAGAUACUUGUGUGCUGGGCUGGUAAGCUUGACACUGGGCUAUGAGGUUCUGUGGUGUAUGUGCCUGCUAUUUCUUUUUCUUCCCCUGGUGAUGUGAGUGAAAUUUUGCAGAAAAAGAAUUACUACAAAA